This is a messenger RNA of Aspergillus niger, 1542 nucleotides long. RefSeq lists its product as uncharacterized. The coding region runs from base 1 to 1542 and encodes 513 amino acids. Gene Ontology annotation, biological process: C-terminal protein methylation. The record is from RefSeq and is a predicted model, not a curated record. The transcript is spliced from 3 exons. Gene Ontology annotation, molecular function: protein C-terminal S-isoprenylcysteine carboxyl O-methyltransferase activity. Gene Ontology annotation, cellular component: endoplasmic reticulum. NCBI's taxonomy places the organism in Eukaryota, Fungi, Ascomycota, Eurotiomycetes, Eurotiales, Aspergillaceae.
AUGCCCUCCCCAACAUCCAUUUCACUGUGCGCAUCCCUCUUAACAGCUGGAUACCUCGCCUACCGUGGUCUUACACCCCCAAACCCUCCGCCCAGCUCUAGAGUUAAUGGGCCGCCAGACCGCGUCCGUCUGAUUGCUGGCCCGAUCACCACCGUCACAGUACAUCUCAAUACAGCCUUCAUUAUCUACCACGCCCUUCUUGCGCUGUUCUAUAUAGACAGAAGCAACCACAAUGCUAAGGAGCUGGCAGAAACUAGCGAUGGAGUGUACCUCCAAGCAAUCUGUCCCCACCUAACCAGUCUCGCGCCGCAUCUCUUCACCUGGACUGUCACAACUACAUUCUGCCUCCUUUCCAUCACCGUGGGCGCCUUGCUUCGGCUCUCUGCAUUCAAAUUUCUAGGUCGGAACUUCACCUUUCAGCUGGCGCAACCAGAUACCCUAGUAACUGGGGGUUUGUACCGAUUGGUACAGCAUCCGAGUUACACGGGGUUGUGGCUCCUCGCAGCAGGAUACCUGGGAAUGGUAAUGCGGUGGGACGGUGCAAUGGCCUGUGCUAUGGAUGAAGCAAUGCAUGAACGACUAUCUGGGUGGGGAAGAUGUAUAGUGGUGGUGAUAGUAACAGGGUUGAUCCAUUCAACGGUGAUGCGCGUGCGAGACGAGGAGGGGAUGUUGCGGGACAAAUUUGGGCGGGAUUGGGAGGAAUGGCAUCCACCGGAACAACUCCGAUUCUCCGACUCCGCAUCUCCGCCAGUCCCGAUGAUCUCACCUCUUCAUCCUCCGCCUCAAGCUCAGCUCUCCUCUUUCCCUUCUCUCAUCCCACUUGCCCCCUCUCCCCGACAAUCAUUCAAUUGCACCCCCAACUGUACUAUGGGUAUCCUCAAGCGCGCUGCUAAGAUCACCGCCGUCGGUGCGGGCGUCACCACGGCAUUCUUCUUCGCAGCCGUCCGUCACAACACCUUCGUGCCGAUGCCCACAAGCGACCCUCUCUUCCAGCACCCGCUGUACCAGAAACUCAAUCCCAACAACAACCCCACCACCCAUGACCUCUGUGUGCGCCGCGUACCACUCAAGGACAUUAAGCCCGCCUUGCUGGAAAAGCCAGGCCGGCUGACUGAGGCAUUUUGCGCCGGUGUGUGGAGUGGAUUCGGAUAUGCCUAUCAACGCCGCUACCUCUCCAAGAAAUACGAAGGCCCCGAGACCUCUUCUCACCUCUGGACGCGCGCGGACCUACGCGCCGCGACAUACGACGUGGGUACGCUGAUCACAGAUCACUUCGAAGUGGUAGAAAAGACGCCGGAGCGGAUUGUCGUGCGGUGCGGAGAUUCGCCGCGGAAGAAGGACGUGCGGGAAUCGGAUGGUUUGUUUGAGAUGUCGACGGAGGUGAAGCCCCAAGAGGGCGUUGCGGAGUUUCGGCUCAAGAGUCUGUUUUUCCAGGGCAAGGGGAAGGCAGAGAGCGAGCCGAUGCCGUCGCACGUGGUCUGGUUGCAUCAACAGUAUACGAAAUUGUGGUUGGAGACAGCGUUGGGAAAUAUUUGGCGGUGA